AAACAUAAAUUUAUCAAAGAAGUCCAUACAGGUUCUUUAAUUGAUACACACACACAAUAGAUUUUCUCAAGUGUGCCAUCGCGAUGGCUGCUCCAGCAGCCUGUACGCGUUUUUCAGACAAUUACGACAUCAAAGAGGAGCUCGGAAAGGGUGCUUUUUCGAUAGUAAAACGAUGUGUCCAAAAGUCAACAGGAUUCGAAUUUGCGGCCAAGAUUAUAAAUACCAAGAAACUAACAGCAAGGGAUUUUCAAAAGCUGGAGCGCGAAGCCAGGAUCUGUCGGAAGUUACAUCACCCUAAUAUUGUUCGAUUGCAUGACAGCAUACAGGAGGAAAAUUACCAUUACCUUGUUUUUGAUCUUGUAACUGGUGGUGAACUUUUCGAAGAUAUUGUGGCACGAGAAUUUUAUUCAGAGGCUGAUGCAUCACAUUGUAUACAGCAAAUAUUGGAAUCGGUCAAUCACUGCCAUCAGAACGGUGUUGUCCAUCGGGAUCUCAAGCCAGAGAAUUUACUAUUAGCAAGUAAGGCAAAGGGUGCAGCUGUGAAACUCGCUGACUUUGGUCUAGCCAUUGAAGUGCAGGGUGAUCAUCAAGCAUGGUUUGGAUUUGCCGGCACUCCAGGGUAUCUAUCGCCAGAGGUAUUGAAGAAAGAGCCUUAUGGAAAAUCGGUAGAUAUUUGGGCAUGUGGCGUCAUACUCUACAUAUUAUUGGUCGGCUAUCCCCCUUUUUGGGACGAGGAUCAGCAUCGAUUAUAUUCGCAAAUAAAGGCAGGCGCUUACGAUUAUCCAUCACCCGAAUGGGACACUGUGACGCCUGAGGCUAAGAAUUUGAUUAACCAAAUGCUGACAGUAAACCCAAAUAAGCGAAUAACAGCAGCUGAAGCACUAAAACACCCAUGGAUUUGUCAAAGGGAACGUGUGGCUUCUGUGGUGCAUCGCCAGGAAACUGUGGACUGUCUCAAAAAAUUCAAUGCUCGCCGCAAGCUAAAGGGCGCUAUACUAACAACAAUGCUUGCAACCAGGAACUUCUCUAGCAGAAGCAUGAUUACUAAAAAGGGGGACGGAUCCCAAGUGAAGGAAUCAACAGAUUCGUCGAGCACAACUUUGGAGGAUGAUGAUAUUAAAGUGAUGGAGCUACUAACAUUGGAAUGAAAUUUCGGGACGGCAAGGAACGAAACCAUUUCAUUCCAUUCAUUACAAUUAGAACUGUCCA
This is a messenger RNA of Drosophila navojoa, 1209 nucleotides long. It is a transcript of the gene CaMKII, whose product is annotated as Calcium/calmodulin-dependent protein kinase II. Gene Ontology annotation, molecular function: calcium/calmodulin-dependent protein kinase activity; ATP binding; calmodulin binding. Lineage: Eukaryota; Metazoa; Arthropoda; Insecta; Diptera; Drosophilidae. Gene Ontology annotation, biological process: protein phosphorylation. The record is from RefSeq and is a predicted model, not a curated record.